AUGGACCCACCGCGCAACCACUGGGACGCAACUGGACGCACAUCUCUGGGUGCUCCUUCAACAUGGCAUUCAAAUGGUGCUCUCCCUCAAACUACUCCUGCCUUCGGCUCAUUCCCCAGCACAGAAUAUCAAACACUUGUUCCUGAUGCUUCACUUCCGACGGUCCCCCUAUCCUUCCCACCGUAUGGGGACGGUGUGACAGCCUGGUCGCAAGAAGCAGAGCUGGCACCCCAUUUCAGACAUAGCCAACCUUUCCAGGAACCUCGCCAUGAAACUAUUCCACUCCCAAUUACGCAAACAAAGGGCAAAUCUAAGCGGCCCAACAGGCGUGAUCUACCAUGGGAUAAUCAUAAGCAAACGAUGUACGAUCAAUAUAUGAAAGGGAAUAAAAAGCUCAAGGAGUUGCAAAGAUAUAUGAUCGAAACGCACAAGUUUGAUGCAACGGAGAAGCAAUACAAGGAUCAGUUUAACGACUGGGGAUGGUCGAAAAAUCUUGGGAAACGAGAGCGUCAAAUAAUGAAGACCAAGGCAGGCAAGAGAAGAAGAGAGAACCCGCCAAGAGAUACAGAGUUCCAGUGGGGUGGUCAAGUGUGGACCGUUGAUCGUAUAAUGAAGACUCGUGGCAAUGAAAAUGGAAACGAGGAAGAAGAUGCUCACCUUGAUGAACCAACUCCACUCGGUAUGACCUAUUACACACCCCAAAACCACACCGUUCCCGGUGUAGUGGCCACGCCAAACAUUUCUCCUCAGCGGGCGCGAAACCACGUUGGAUCCUCUGGUGGUAUGGCAUCCCAAUAUUGUGGAAUCCGACUGAGGUGGAACGGGCACACAGUAGCAGAUAUAUCUACCGUGAAAGGCCAAGCGCUUGACCUAGAGCGGCUCAAUGAUUUCGAUGGUGCAGAUGAGAAAUUCACUGAGGCCUUGGAGGCUUGUCGAAAUCUACUCCCUCCCGCUGACGAGCUCAGGGCCAACAUCACAUACCAGGUAGCCCGCUUCUACGGGCGACGCAAUCACAUGACGAGAGCCGACAGUGUGCUCGAUGAACUGACGGAUCAAUUUGUACAUCGGUGGGGUCAAGGUCAUGAAAAGACGUUGAAUCAUUAUGGAACAGUCGGUUUACUCCUGCAAGCAUGGGACCGACACGAGGAUUCCCUUAACCUCAUGAGACGGUUGACAGAUGACUUGAAAUCAACGUCCUUAUAUUCUAAUACUAAGGGAAAAGAGGCACAAUCAGCAAUCAACGUCGACCUACCAUCGUUAUAUACCUCCACUAUGCUCUCAGGAACAUCCGGCGAUGAGAGAAAUCCAGCAUCUUCUCAGCUGGUCCUUCAACUAGAGAUAGAAAAUGCGGCUGUAACUAAUUUAGAGAGCAUAGAUCGGCCAGAACAAAGACUGCUCAACUUACUUAACCAACUAAUGAAGAAUCCGGAACGCAACUUAAUAGAUAUCGUUCGGAUUAGACGUCUACUAGUGAAUCUCUACAGCAAAUCCCUUAUGUCCGACGAAGCGGGCGAGGCUUUUGCACAAGCCAAAAUUUCCAUAACGUCGCUCUGUAGUCUUGACUGCAGCAAAACAAACGACUUCUUCAGAGCUGCUGUUGACCUGGCUGAAUAUGGCCUGGAAGAGGGGUUUACAGCCGACGCCUACGAGAUUCUUGAAGUUGUGGAAUCAGAGGUUGUUGCAGAAAAUGGGCCUGAUCAUCCUAACACCAUUUCCUUGCUAAUGAAGAUCGGCAAGAUGGUCCAAGAGAUGGCUUCCUGGGAGGAGGCCGAACCGCGUUUUCAACAAGCAUAUGCAGCUUGCAUUACCGCAUUUGGUUACAAGUCUAUUGUCACACAAAAGCUUGAAAAGUCCCUUGAAAAAGGUAGUUAUUUGGGCGACUUGGAGGAUGAUGUCUCUGAUAAAGGGUUGUUCCAAUUUAUUACUCUGUAA
Lindgomyces ingoldianus is the source of this 1932-nucleotide messenger RNA. RefSeq lists its product as uncharacterized. Gene Ontology annotation, molecular function: protein binding. NCBI's taxonomy places the organism in Eukaryota, Fungi, Ascomycota, Dothideomycetes, Pleosporales, Lindgomycetaceae. Bases 1 to 1932 code for a protein of 643 amino acids. The record is from RefSeq and is a predicted model, not a curated record. The transcript has 3 exons.